Molecule: messenger RNA, 3717 nt
Organism: Papaver somniferum (opium poppy)
Lineage: Eukaryota; Viridiplantae; Streptophyta; Magnoliopsida; Ranunculales; Papaveraceae
Exons: 2
Coding region: 971-2059 (362 amino acids)
Source: RefSeq, a predicted model, not a curated record
UUUGCUUUUCUCUCUCCCAAUUUCUGUUCUCCCCAGUCUAAUCUCUAUCCUUAGAGAUUCUGAGUUGUUUCUGUGCUAAUUUGUAGUGUAGAUCACUACAAUUGGUAUCAGAGCACUCUUUCCUGAGUGACCUGGUUACAAUGGAGAAUCAAAAAUAAUUUGAUGAGUUAGCUAAGAAAGUUGAUUCUCUGAUGAGAAUUCAGGGAUACUUACUUAGGGAAUUGAAGGAUACUUACAACAAUCCUUCACCACAACUUAUCGCCAACUUUAAGAGUUUAUCUGCUGAAUUGAAGAUUGUAGAAGAUCGGUUGAGCAAAGUGAAAGUGGAUGAAGUCUUACCAAAACCCUCAUCUGAAUCUACAUGCCAAUUCGAGGAAGAUUUCAAAUCAAUCUACCAAAACACAAUUCUCGAACCGUGAUGAAGCUAGUUCUGAAGCUGAAUUUCAAAAACGCAAUGGGAAUUCAACAUUUCUGGACUAUCAAGAAGGUAAAACUUUCAGUCCUGAUACUAAUUUGGUGGUGGAUUUUCGAAGUAAAAGAGAUGGAACCCCUGAGGUAAAUGAUUUCAGUGCGUUAAAUCUGAACUUUAAUGAUGAGCUUCAACAAUGUGAAGAUUGGAAGUUUGUAACUGUUGACAACUUUAAUCAAUUUGAUUCUUACCUAUUCAAGUCAUUCAAGGUGCUUUCCAACUUACAUAUAUUACUAUUUAAGUCUGAAUGUAUUGUAUUACUUAAUUUUGAUUUUGUUCGAGUCAUAUUUGAUCGGGGAAGAGAGUUUGAAGUUAUUAGAAGGUAUCUUUGUUGUGUUGUGGGUAAUUCUGCAAUCAAUUAUGAGCUUGUUCUUCGACAGGGGUACACAUUGGUUUCAAGGUUUAUGAAUUCAAUUGUGUUUGUAGUUGUUAAAAAUUGUGACAGUUGUGUUGCUUGGAAAUUGUUUUUGAAAGUGUCACAAAGUGAUAGUAUCAGUAGGUAUGGUGUUGCUUGAUAGAGGAAGUAUGAGUGAAACCAUAAUGUGGAGUUCUCAAUCGAAAGGAUUUGAUGCUUCAUUUUUGGUCUUAAUUCAUAUUCUCCCUAAGUACACUGGAAUAAUGGAAUUCAGAUCAGUUCUUAUGUGUGAAAGUUAUGAAAACUGUUCCUAUGAUGUCCUGGUUUUUGCUGGAAGAGUAAUUGAUAGAGGGAAGUUGUUUGACUCAAGAAAGAGGUCUCCUUAUUAUGAAGAUGGUAGCAGUAGUGAUGCUAAGAAGCUACCUGAGGAAAUGCCAUUACAAUAUUUUUUUCUCUGGACCAUUAAAUUGAGUCCCCAAAUGCCAAGGCAGGAUGAGUACGACAUGGCACAAGAAAUUUUUGAUCGACAGCUUGUAGAGGUUUUUUUAAGUGCAAGUUUCUUUCACUCGAGUUAUUGGCUAUCAUUCCUUGUGCUUAAUCCAGAUGGUGCAACAAGUGGUUCUAGUAGGUUGUUUGAUGAAUCUUCGCAGCGUGCUACUCUCUGGGAUGUAUCGUCACUUCAAGUGCCAUUGGAAAAGGAGUUUGGAAGGGCUCCACCACUUUUCGAUCAAAUUCCUGGUAUCCCUAGCUGGGGUUUUCAUGGAGUAUAUGGUGUUGUGUUCAAGAGAAAGUGGAUGUAUGAAGAAUCUGAGUUCACAUCUUACUUGUAUUGCAUCUUAUUGUUUCCUGCCACUCAUGAAGAUAACGAUACUGUAGAGUUCCAUGUUUUUUCUCUUGUGAAUUUUCCAAGUCAAGAAAAGAGUACUCAGGCAAUUCAGUAUGCGUCUUGGGUUGUGUUUCCUUCCUACACACAUUCUCUGGCUAGUUAUGUUCAUUCACUUGGAGUUCUUAGUGCGUCAGAAUGUUUCGAAAAGAUCCCAGUAGAUAGAGAUGCUGAAGAUAGAGAUUUAAUGGCAGUUAAGCAUCCCAAUUGGAGUUGUCCGGCCACAUCUGACCUUGCCCAGUAUCUUAUUUCUUGUUUCAACCAUGUGGCGGGUGUAUCCAUUUAUCAUUCCACUCACUACUUACUUCUUUGUAACAAUUAUUUGUGGGGAUGGGUAUAUGAAGCAACAUAAAGUUAUAGCUGGACCAGAUUUCUUGCAAGGUUAGUGGGAACCCAAGUCUUACUCAGGGGAAUUCAAAUUUUGAAUGUGCUAAUACUGGUGGAUUACUUGAGGUGGAAGGUUACAACAAUUUAUUAUGCUAAGCUCAACUAUAUACUGUUGAGAUGGGAGUUCAUAGACAAACUCGAGAAGAAUUUGAGAUUGUCAGAGUUCCUUGUAAGGAGAGUGGGAGUGCAGGCCAAGAAUGUUGAGUCUACAGGUUCAUGGAGUGUGGAAGAUAUUGUAACUUUGAAAAUAACGCAAAUAUGUUGUCUUAUUAAAGCUUUGGGAGAUAUUAAUGAUGAAGACCGUUUUAGGAGUCUACAGCUUAAGAACUGUUUGAGUGUGAGGAUAUCUACAAGUUAUUAUUGCUCUCUGGAUUUCGAGCUCAGGUUCAAAUGUGUCCAUCUCCAUACAUUCUUGUUGCUAUUUCCCGAGGAGUUCAAAUGGAGAAUGAGAAUGCAAAACAGGUUCAGAGAAGCCGAAUGGAACGAACAGGAAUUCACAUUAGAUAUUCAGUUAGAGGUAAUAUUGUCCUCUUCAGAUCCAGGGAUUACUAGUCAGUUAAGGGAGGUUGCAUUCUGUGGCUUACAGGAAUUCUCGACACUCUUUGCAGUUUCAACUCCUAAAUCAUUUAGAAGACAUAUCACCAGAGUUAUUAUGCACAACUUCAGAGGAAAAGUAAUAUUGUUGGAUCAAAUUGUGAUCCAUACAAACUACCGUCUCUCAGCAAUGAAUGGUCACCUAACUUCAGUUUACACAGUAACUAGCAGACCUGCAACUUAUUACAUUCUGGAUAUAUUAGUUCUCAUUAAGCUCAAGAUUGAAGGUUUAUCUAGAGUCAACAUCAUAUCCGACUCAAAAGUGAGGAGGGGAUACAGUCAGGUGAUAAUUAAGGAAUAUAUUGAGCAGUACGAAGGAACGAGGUAUUUGCAGAACAUGCUUAGCUCUGUAGAAAUAACUCUUACAUUCCUCAACUAGUUGGCUGCACAAUCUUGGCCUUAUGAUGUGGUUUUAUUCAUGGUGAUGGGAUUAGCUUUGUUCCUCCUGGUUGUGUGGAGUACCAGAAACACACAUUGGGUCUCGCUGGUUCCAUCAACUCUCAUUGCAACAAUCCACCUUAUUACCUGGUAUGCUAACUGUCUAGAUAAAAACAGAGACACCAUAUGGUCCUUAUACCAGUUAUGCUUACUGUUUGGCUUGCUUACUGAAAUUUUAAGAUUGAGGUUUGAGCUCAGUCUCUUGUGGGCCUUGAAGCUGAAAUUUUUAAAGGACUCAACUCUUAUGAUUGAUGAUAAGAAGCUGCCGCAGCUAUGACUUCCAUCAAGAGCUCAACUCAUUUUCCAUAUCCUCCAUCCUUGAGGACAAGGAUGAUUUGAAGGAGUGGGAUUUGUCAUAAAUCUUCCAUUUUGUUUAUGUUUAUGUUUUUGUUUAGGGCAACCCUUGUGUGUGUUAAGGGCACCCCAGUAGUUCUGUUAGAUAGUGCUGACGGUGUUAGAUAGCCGUUAGUAGAGUGUGUCAACCACACAAACACUGCGCGUUAUUCCUGUGAUGGAAGGGAUAUAGUCUGUACUCGUAUCUGUGUAAAGACAUGAAAAAGAAUUAAUCAAAUUUGCUUUUCUCUCUCCCAA